Molecule: messenger RNA, 348 nt
Organism: Lottia gigantea (owl limpet)
Lineage: Eukaryota; Metazoa; Mollusca; Gastropoda; Lottiidae
Exons: 4
Coding region: 1-348 (115 amino acids)
Source: RefSeq, a predicted model, not a curated record
AUGAAGCUCUACAUACUUCUUUCCAUUAUUGGAUUAUUCAUAUCUAUGUCUAAAACAAAAAGGAACUGUGAUGCCUCAGAAGCUGUUAAGUGUGGAUCAGACUAUAAAGCGGCACUUAAGAAAGUAGGCAACAACCAACAUAAAUUUUGUCUAUCUGUACACGGCUAUUUAGACUGUUUAGAUUGGAAUGAUUGUUUAACACAAGAUAUAAAAGAUAAAGUUAAGGAAGUAUUUCAGACAAUUGGUAUCAAAUGUGGUGAUUGGAACCAAUUAACAAAAUCAGGACCAGUUGAUUUCUUAAAAUCAAGUGACAAAAGUAAAUUAAGAACGUCCUUACAUUUAAUGUAA